AUUUAGCUUUGCGUCUGCUCUGCAUACAACAAUCCUUAUUUACUUAAUUUCUUUGAUUUGCUUGUCUUUAACUCGGGAAUUGCGAGAUGGUUGUACUUAACAACGACGAAGAACAUGAUAUAAUUUUGAUUGAACAGCGCUGCUCCUCAUUGCCCAGCUCUCCUGCCAAACGGGUUUCUCCAGCCAAAAAGAAGCAGUUUUUUAUAAGCCAAGCCAUACGCAACUCUGAUCUCACACCCAAAGCAAAGGGGAAAAAAAGCCUUAGACGACUAGAGAACACUCGCUACCUGGAUAAUCUUCUGGAGCGAGAUGAGUGCUCUAAAGACCAGGCGGAAGCGAGUGAGACUGCCUCACCCACUAUCUUCACUGAAGCUUGCACCAAUGGAAACUAUGUGGAGUACUGGAGUGACUUCAUGAACCGCUCAGGAGAGGAGCAGGAGAAAGUGCUGUCCCUGCUGCAGGAAGAGGCGGCAAGACACAAUAACUCCAACAAGGGCCCCAAAGACCAAAGAGAGUUGAACCCUGACUUCACUGCUCAGGAAUGCUUCCAAAGGAUUGAUCGGCGGUUGCGUGCAACAUUGAAACGCAAACAUGUACCAACGGCAACGCUGGAGCUUUUGGAGUCGGAACUGCUGACCUUCUUUGAAGCUCACCCACAGUCUAUUUAUGUCACCAAGCUUACCAGCAGUUUUGACAGGCUGUUGCUUCAUGCUAUUUGCCAGUACAUGGAUCUUGCCUCAGCCAGCACCACCCAUAAUGGCACUCGACAAACAAAGGUUGUGAACAAACAGGAUGAGUUCCUCCCUCCAUCCCCAUUACUGUCAGCUUACUUGGAGCAGAAGAGCUGAAAGGACAGCAGUAUUCCAGCACUGCCACUUGAACUGGCCAGUAUAAAAUAUAGAAGCCAAACUCCUGUCAUUUUACUGGUCACAAACACAUGUUUUUGCUCAUUUGUAUAAAACACAUAGGCUAUUGUUUUUGAUAUGCUCAUCCACUAACUACCUAUUAGGGCCAGUUGCUGGAUGAAGUGUUUAUACUGGAAAUGCUUUUUGGAUCUUCAAUUGACUUCACAUAGGUCACACUCUUAUUUGAAAAGUACACAUGUGUCCUUCGGAUUACUGCCGUUUGCAGGAUGUACUGUUUUGUCAUAGAGGGCUGUUUAGGUGCUAUUGGUGAAUCUGAUUAAUGCAUGUUUCUUGGUCAAAAAAAUCACAUCCAAAAUCUAGAUAAAAGAAGACUGUAGUGAUUUGCGUUUUUAAAAUAUUUGUAAAAGUUCUACCAAGUUUUUGGGUAGUUUUUGUCUAUGUUGCUUAGGUACAAAGGUUAGAUAUUUUGUACCAAUAUAAACCAAGUUAUGAUUGAACUUUUUUAGUAAGCAUUACAUCCUAAAAGCUUGAUUUACAAAAAUUAAAGCAAAAGUGUUAGCAAAUGCCUUACGGAUGGCAGCUUCGAGCAUCUCUUUCCGAAACCGCUACAGAGCUGAUAGAUUUUAAUGUAACUAUCAUAUGGAUUAACUUGGGAGCAAAGUGAAGGUGAAGAAACACACAGUCGGGGUGCCUGGGUGGUACAGCGGUAAAACAAGCUGCCCAGAUCUCGAGUUUAACUAUCAGCACUGCUAUCGGCUGGCUGGGCACCUUUACAGACUCUAUUGGUCUAUGUCUGAGGGUGGGCGGGCUAAGGGGGGGUUCUGUGUUGCUGGCUGUUCGAUGGCGCCUGUACAGAUAUUGGGAAUAUUGGAGAGCAGUGUGUGACUGUACACAAUACUGAUCACAAUUAUGAAUGCCAUUAUUACAUCCACUAAAUCUUACCAGCCUUUUAGAAGUUGUGGUACCAGUUGUGUAUCUCAUUCAGUUUGUAUUGUUAAUGGUUUGAAGCCAUUUAGACUUACUCAAUAAUUCUGAUUUAAAUAUUACGCUUAUCUUUUCCUGGUUAAGUCAUGUAAUAUUGAAAUGGUAGGAACUGCCAUGCUUGGUGCUCUUUUUCUGUGCUUUAUGAUUUUUUUUUUAUAUAAAAUUACUAUUCUAUCAGGAUAGUUAGAAAACUGCACGUUAAUUGUAAGAGUUUACAAUUUUCACAUUUAAAGAAUCCGUGUAUUCUACAGUGUGACAAGGUUCUAUUUAGUUAUGGUACCCUUUAAAACUGUAACAUUUGCCCUAUUCUCACAGUCUUUACAUCUGUGAGUGAACCGCUGAAUGCUUUAACAGCUUGCACUUACAAUCAUGCCUUAUUUGUGCAUGCCAAUUUGUCAGUUGCACUCAUUUUCAUGUAUUGCAUUUAUAGACUUUUACAUUGUGAGUUUACAUUGUGAGUAGAGUGGAGACACUUGAUCACCGAUUAGCCAGUGUGUUGGUAUUGCUAACCAAAUUAAAAAAGUGUGGUUGCUCGUUUUCUCAGGCAUCAACCUCAUGAAUGUAGAGUUCUACACAGUCAAAACAUUUCUUUCAUAUAAAGCCAAGUCUCCCCAAUAUUUGCUUUACAUGCAAAUGCUGGGCUUCUAGAGCUUGUAAAAUAUGGACACUACUUUGCCCUUGAUGUUAUAAGUUAAUAUAUUAAGUAGAGGUUGUUAGCUUCAUGCACUGUAAAUGGUGAGGUGUAAUUGUGUGUGUAUAUGUGUGUAUAGUUAUAUGUGGCAUAAAUAAAAAAAAAUAUGACUGAUAUC
Molecule: messenger RNA, 2659 nt
Organism: Trichomycterus rosablanca
Lineage: Eukaryota; Metazoa; Chordata; Actinopteri; Siluriformes; Trichomycteridae
Gene: r3hdm4
Product: R3H domain containing 4
Exons: 8
Coding region: 87-848 (253 amino acids)
Molecular function (GO): nucleic acid binding
Source: RefSeq, a predicted model, not a curated record